AUGUCGUCGUCUACAUCAAUUAAGAUGCAAAAGUUAGGCGUUCGUUUUCGGCCACCGACUAUAUAUUUAUUCUAUACGGAUGUAUCAACUGGUAAACUACGUCGUCGCACUGUUGUCUUGGAUGAUUUCACCAAAGAUUCGGAUAUAACUGAUUAUGCUAAUGAACUUCACGAUGAUAAAACAACUAAAAAACGAAAUCUCUUUCGGUAUGUUCCAUUGCGACGUCUUGAACGUCUUUUAUUUGUUGUAAAAGAAGGUCUCACAGCCAACAUAUCCAAAAAUGAUAUUGAAAAGAAAUUACGUAAAUUCGAUGAAUUAGAUGUAAAUGAAGACUUAAAUAAACUUGAUGAUGGUACGUUAAAACAUAAGAAGCUUAUUAUGAAUGAAACAUUUGAAAAGAAUCGCGUGGAUCCAUCAUCAAAAAAUUUUGUUUAUGAUGUAGUUGUAGACUUUGAACCAACUCCAGGAGAAAAACAAACAUCUGAAUGGGAUUCAACAGAUGAAAUAGAAGAAGAUAUCAAACAAGACGAUGAUGAUUUUGAAGAUGAUGAUGAUUUCAAAUGA
Rotaria socialis is the source of this 564-nucleotide messenger RNA. NCBI's taxonomy places the organism in Eukaryota, Metazoa, Rotifera, Eurotatoria, Philodinida, Philodinidae. The record is from the annotation of a GenBank genome assembly.